CAGUCGGAGGAGGACGGGCCCGUGAGCGUACGGAGGGGAGGGACUGGCUGCUGCGGCUGCAAAACAAGGAAGUCUCCACACACUGCCCCCGGUCGGGAUCCCCAAGCUACCGCCAUCAUGCCAGAUCAGUCUUACUGUGAUCGGCUGAGGCAGGACAUGUACUUUCUCACGAGCAAUGGCAGACUGAGUGAGCACCUGGCUGAUAAAAUUAUUCUUCAGCUAAACAGAGUUUAUCCCCAAAUUCUCACCAAUAAAGAAGCAGAAAAGUUCAGAAAUCCAAAGGCAUCGCUUCAUAUUCGGUUGUCAGAUCUUAUAAGCCACCUACAAAAGAAAGGAGACAAACACUGUCAAGAAUUUUACAGGGCUUUACAGAUCAAUGCUGAGCAACUGUAUAAUGACUUGCCAAGCAGAAAAAUCCUGAAAACCUCAGCUUCCACAGCGAUAGACACAGACAAGGAGAAACAUAUUCUAACUGACAGGGGUCCCAUGUUCUUCCUUGCUUGCUUUAGUGUUGCUGCAGGAUUAGCAUUGUUCAUGUACUGCUGGAACCCAGAUCCAAAAGUUAUAGGAGGAGCCAAGAAAAUAUUGGGAUUUUCUCCUAUUAUCAUAGGAAGACAUGUUAGAAAUAUUUGUUUGGUAUACAUAGAAGAUACAUCAAGGAAAAAUUAAGGAAAAGCCGCUUCUUCAGUCUUCUGUACAGUAUACCUGCCAACGGGAAAACAAAUAUAUACACACACACUAUCUAUUAUACCAAAGAUUUAGGUAACUGGCUUUAGCAGUAAAUAUGCUGCUUCAAGGUGCUUUCAAAUGGUCAACUAUAUAUGAACUUGUGGAAAUGGAUCGUUUAUUUUUGUAAAUGCUUCUUUUAAAAUACUUAUCAUUUGAGUAUGAAUAUUUUUAAUACACACCUUAAAAGGAUAUUCUAAGUCAUUAUAGCUCUUAAGCCAUGUUUGUGUAUUUGUGUUUUAUACUGGUGUAGAGGAACACAGCAGUUUAAAGGAUGUAAUUCUAUCUCUCUUUACUGGUUCGUUUAAGAAUGACACUUAAAAAAACCAAAGCCUUACUAAGAACUGGACCUGAUCUUUUGUGUCAGGAUUGUUCAUUCCCAUCUGUUUUCUUUAUACUACAGGAGUAUAUGGCCACUGUCCCUACAAGACUCAUCACUAGCUGGUUCAUUUUGUGUGUAUUCAAAACCUUGCAAGGUUUCCUGACUGCCGGGGUCUGAAAACUGUCUGUUCUCAUUGUUAUAAUACAUUGAGCAAGGGUGGGCUUUACACAAUGACCCUUUGACUCUGUGGGAUGGCAGAACUAUCAAGCUUUUGAAGCUACCAAGUAGGGUUCUCAGUUUUACAUAGUUCUUUCCUUUCCAGGAAAGUUUGUUUAGUUUUGGUAUAGCCAGGAAACUGAAGUAAUCCAGUAUAUUUGACAGGGACUUCAGAAAUAAUCAAAGCUGCAUGACAUGCUUUUGUUUAUGUCUGAAAAGAUGUAUUUGAACAUGAAGUACUGUAAAAUUUCCUAAGGUGACUUGAUCACAUGUUAUAUUGUUUCUUCUGUGAGUAAAAUCCUGAAAAACUUGUGAAAGUCUUUCUUAACACAUCAAGAGUUGGUGUCAGGCUAAAGCAUGUAUGGGAAGUACAGGGAGCCAGGACUGAAAAUAAGAUUUGAGGGGGAGUGGGGAGAGGUUGUUUUGUUUUGCAUUUUGGGGCCAAUCCUGCUCUCAUUGAUGUCAGUAGGAGUUUUCUGUCCUCCUGCUCCUUCUCCCUGCCUGGGUCCUGAACCUGGCUACAAAUAGUGACAUUCACAACAGGUGGGUUCUCUCAUGACCUACUCCAGAGUAUAAAAGAAACUGGGGAUAUCCUUCCCCAAACUUCUUGGUAGGGCGAUCUCUUCAUCAGCCCCUCCUUCAUGGGAAUGUUUUGCCCAUCAAUUGAUAUUCCUUUGUUUUGCCAUUCCUUGAUAUUCCAUUGUAUCCUCAUGGACACAGUUAAUCAUAGUAACAGGUAUUGGCUUUCUGUGUUUCAGAUUCUAGAGUCUUUCAAGGUUCACCCUCAAGUACCCCAGUCUUAGGGCUUGUCUACACAGGAAAGUUAUACCAAUAUAAGAUAAGGUGUGGAUUUAAAUCACUAUAGUUAUGCCAGUAUAACUCCCUGGGUGGACACUCUUAUUCUGGAAUAAGAGUGGGAUUUUGGGGGUUUAUGGGAGUUUAUGUCACGUUAGAAAGGGUUGAAGCUAAACCAAAGUCUAAAAAAAAAGCCUCUCAUUCUGGAAUAAGAGUCUCCCCAGGGGGAAUUGUACUGGUAUAACUAUGGCGGUUUAACUAUACUGGUAUAAUUAUACCAAUAUAAUUGGUAAAAGGUCUUGUGUAGACAAGCCUCUAACUGUGAAAUUUCCCACCCCCGGAGAACAGGUUUCUAGGACUACCCCUGGACUAUGGCUGCAUCUUAAGGCAAAAUGUCCUGUUUCACCACAUUUAUAGCAGUCUCUCCCCAGUCCCAUCUUUCUGAAAAAUGGGACAAGUCUGAGAACCCCCUGUCCUUAUGGCCACCCAUAUGAUAGGGCCCAUUCUUUCCAGUGUGGUAAUAUAAGGUUCUGUAUUGUCUCCUGGCAUCAGGCGUGUCAUCUCAGGGCCUUUCCACACUGGAAUCUGAUAGGACUCCAUCUCUUUAAGAGCCUUGAACGUUGCAGCCCUUUCUUCCUCUGGCUGGGCCCUCCCUGUUCUGUUGAUCUUCCUGAAAUCUCUGGAACUCGUCAGCCUGUGGCAUGUCAUCUGUCUACUGCCUCCCUUUUGUCCGAGCCCACUGAACAGCGAGCCACUUUAGUGUUGCCCUCACUUGGUCAGGUGGGUCACCGAACAAUCUUGUCUUUAGUUUAGCAGCUGCCCCUAAAGGACUCAGAGCUUAUACUUCAUCCCACUCCUUAACUUCUGGUCUGUACCUAAGGGUGGAUAGACAGGAUCCUUGGUCUAGCUCCUCCAGCACACCCAGCAAGCAUCUCUUCUGACAUCUUGAUGGGUAGAUGUCCCCACCACCACCCAGAGAAUAGUAAGAAGUUGUACAAAGGUCCUUUCACUGGGCUGUUUAGUUUUGGACUGUAAUCUCCAGUGCUUUGAUUUAUACUUUCCCCUUCUCUAAUGCAAAGCGGACUUUUUCCCAUGUAGAGCCGAAGCAACAUCCCAUGCAUGACUCCCUAGCAAAGGGCCUGGAUGAAUGGGUUGGCUUAUAUAACACUAGUGCUCCAGUCAAUCAGCUUGGGAGGAGAAAAGGGCUGGAGCAGCAAUAACCAACUAUCUAACCAGUCAAAACACAUCCCAGGGGUUAUCAACAUUAACAGUUUGAUUAGGCAGGUCUUAGUUAGCACCUACUGGCUAGUUCUCGACCCUCCUACCUCCUUACUGACUGUCUGAUCUCCUCUUCCUACCAUUUGAACAGUUUCCUGUGGUCUUAAUGGGCUCACUUGAUGCAGUCCUUCAUGUCCUCUUGUAAACAAUACCUGGUUCUCUGGUGUGUGGGUAUUUGGGCUGUAAUCUCCCAAACCUAUCAACUAAACCCUGAAGAAAGGAUGGGGGAAAGCCACCCAACAGAAACCUGGCAGCAUCUUUAGGUAUUUGACUGUUCUGUCACAUACACCAGUCAACAUUCAUGGGCCCUGCAUACUCACCAAUGGCUAUGGCCCUGAUCCAGCAAGGGGUGUAAACUUGUGCCUAACCUUAAGCGUGUGAGUAGUUCCAUUGAUGCCAGUGGGACUACUCACGUGUUCAAGUGCCUUCCUGAGCUGGGGCUUUUACCAGAAAAUCUAAUUUUUUCCCAGUGUCUGAGUUUCAGAGCACCCUAAGAAGGAGUAAUGACAGGAUAGUUUAUACCUAAGAAUUCAUCUGACUCUUCAGUCUGAUCAUCUUACUCCAAAGAGAACAACCCACAUUAUCCUCUUAGAAACAACUGAUCUUGUAAUACAUUGUUUCCUUCCGAGACAAAUUUUACAAGAGGCAAUAGCAGGCCUGGGGAGGAGCGGGAAUCACAGGACCAGAUUUCUGAAUAACAGACCCCUUUUAGCACCCUCAGCAUAUUUGUGACCAAUUGAGGAAGGGCUGAAAUAGGGCCCAAAAGGGCCCCAUUUCUCCCCCUGCUGACGUCAGUGGGAGUUUUUCCAUUGCAGUGGAUGGGAGAGAAGCCAGCCGUAGCUAGACAGCAUAGUUUGUCUAUUAAAUUUCUAAAACUCUGUGUUUUCAGUGGUUUAAUUACCUUAACUUCACUAGAGGAGCUCCUCAUUUACAUACACAUACAGCAAUGUCAGGAGUGGGUCACAGGACUAUUUAAAUAUAUAGCAUAAGAUGGACAUGAAUAAAGAUUCUAUGCAAAUGAAAUAACAUCAUUUGUCCUUACCCAGCAGAACAGUAUGUUUAGAUGUUUUUUCUUCCAUCUGCCCCAUCAUCUCUCAUGUCUAUUUCAUUCUAAUAGCCACCGGGUCAGGGAAUCUUGUUACAGGGAUAACUGACAGUGCUUGCAGCAUUUCCUGUAGAAUUGCCAUGAUAAUGUCCUCAAUGAGCACAACCCACAGCUCUGCUGCCAGAGUUGCACACUGAUCCAGCAUUGUGCCAACCUCCAAGCUGGAAAGUGCUUGAAUUAUAUUCUGUUCUUCCCGUGUCUUGCCCUGUAGGUAAAGUCAGAGCGAUUUUUUUCCCCAGCACACCGUCUCUAAUUUAUAACAUCAAAAACCAAAUGUGACUCUCCAUGGGCUGCUUAAAUCCAGCAGGGGCUCCUCUCUAAGGAAACUGAAAUAAAACGCUUCUGAAAUGUAAAAGGGUUUUAAAUCUUCAUGCCAAAACUGUAUUGCAAACCUCAUUAGAGUGAAAUGAUUUCUAUUGAUAGAAAAAGCACUGUACAAAACAGAGUCCUCUCAGACAGCCACAUCUCAUUUUAAUGCAAAUACAGCAGCCUCGUUACUAGUAAGCAGCUUCUCUGUGUCUAGAUUAUCCAACCUAGUGUGCCCUGGACAAAAAACUUUAAACUGUGAUUUGUUAUGAUCCUACAGGAAGAAUUAGCAUCUCAUACACUUUGAAGGCCAGAUUCUGCCACACUUGUAGUGUACUCUACCAGCAAUCUCACUGAAAUAUCCCUGGAGUACUCAAUGUAAGCAUGGCAGAAUCUGUUCCUGAUAGGGGUUAGGGCCCAGAACCUCAAAGCUAUUUAGGUGCCUGGCUCCCAUUGAAAUCAGUGGGAGGUAGGUGCCUAAAUAGUUUUGAGGAUUUGGGCUGGGUUCUUUAAAGAAAAUGGCUUUGAUCAUCCUUUGCAAUCAUGCAGGAAUUGGUAUAUUUACUAAUGGCUAAGGUUAUAGUCUUUCCAAGUAGUGUGUCCAACUACUUGGUGUUUGAGAUCUACUGAGAUGAGGUUAUUUUUCACAAAUAAAAUCUCCUGGGAAGGACAAUCAUUAGAUUCCCAGCUACUAGCCCUGGAGAGAGUACACAUGCACCCUGUAGCAGGAUUUGGCUGUAAAUCUGAACACACAAGGUAAAAUUUUUCUUAUGCUUCUGUUUUCAGGGCAAACUUAUUUUUGGUCCAGUAUGGUCAGAACCCCGAGAGUAAAUAAGAGAAAACUACUUGUUCUUUGUUUGCUGUUUCUUGCAUUACUUGUAAAUGGAAACUGAUGGUUACUUUGUAUCGAUAUAUGUAAUUUUUACACAGUGCAAUGCACAAUUACUAUGUGCGGUGUUGUUGUAGCCGGGUUGUAGAGAGACAAGGUGGGUGAGGUAAUAUCUUUUAUUGGACCAACUUCUGUUGGAAGUUUGUCUCUGACACCAACAGGUGUAGGUCCAAUGAAAGCUAUUACCUCACCCACCUUGUCUCUCUUGCACAAUUACUGUAGUAGGUUUUCUCCCACCACCACCCCACCUUUCUGCUUCCCAUAAAGAGGAUUUGAGGAAACAGAGUGACAGCAAUAGAUUUCUUGUUAUUCUCUCAGUCUGGAACAGAAGGUUCCAUACAAUUUUGUAACCCUGUAGGGAUGGAUGCCUUUUCUUAAAAAGUUCUUCGUUCAGGAAUGGAUACCAAGCGAUAGCUCACUUCUUUGUGCAGUGUGUUUGUAUACAGCAUAUGUCGGUUUUUCCAUGUCCAGUGCCAUGGGAAGUGGAUAGGCUAGCCCUUUGGAAGUCAUGAAUUCUGUGGUGUCCUUCUACAGAAGGGAAAUUUAGGUUAGAUAUUAGGAAUAACUUUCUAACAGUAAGGAUAUUUAAGUACUGAAACAGAUUAAUAGUGGAGGGUAUGGAAUCCCCAUACUUGGAGGUUCUUAAGAACUGGUUAGACAAACACCUAUAAGGGCUGAUCUAUGUGUACUUAAUCCUGCCUCAGCAUGGAGUGAUGGACUAGAUCUGUGGCUCAAACUUAUUUGAUUGUGCCUCCAUUCUUUGUGUCUGUAGUGUAUGCCUCAGUGUAUGCCUCAGUCGCCACUCUCCUACAGCCCAGCUCCAAAGGCAGAGCAGAGAGCAGCGGCUGCUGGCCGGGCUGCCAGCUCUGAAGGCAGUGCCGCCGCCAGCAGCAGGGAAGUAACGGUGGCAUGAGAUGGUACGGCCACCCUUACUUCUGCACUGCUGCUGCUGGCAGUGCCCUCAACAGCCACCCCUCUCCGGCCACCCAGCUCUAAAUGUGCACCGUACAUUUUUUCCCCCUAAAGCAUCUCAUGCCCCCCAGAGCACAUUCCAGCCCCCACCCCAGGAGUGUGUUCCCCCGUGUGAGAACCUCUCAACCGGAUGACCUCGUGAGCCAUACAUUUCUAUAAUUCUAUUAUUAUUAUUGUUUUACUUGACAAAAAUAAAGUUAAGUUUUGGAUCACUCCAUCUAUUUGGAGAGAGCUAAAUCCCCCUUCAAACCCAGAAUAAACAGCCUGCCAUUAAUGAUUCAAAUGGACACAUUUAGGCCCUAGUCCUGCAAGGAUUUGCACACAUGCUUAACAUUCCGCAUAAGGAUGUAGUCCCACCUGUGUAACUUUAAGCAGUGGUUAAGUGCUCGCUGGAUCCAAGCUUACUUUCUAAAUUAUAGUGGGUUACCACAUUGUGAAAAAUUGCUCCUGUGUGUCUGCUAAAGACUGAAUAUAGCUCAGCCGUAUUGUCAGCAUCCUCCAACCUACUCAAAGUAAACUGACUAUGCACAGGGCUGUUUAGAGAGGGAAGAAAUUUGCUGUCCCUUCUUCCCCGAAGCCUUAGCCUCAUGUUACAGUAGCAUGGUGGAAUGGGGGGACAUUGCACAAUACACCCCUCCAAAACAAACAAACAAACCCUCCGCAUUGGCAUGGUCAUAGCAGCCUCGCAGAGCACAGCUUUGCAGCAUAUUAGAGACUCUGUACCUGGUGUACAGAUUGCCUGCAUCUUGUCUCUGUGAAACGGCACUUUUUCUGUUGCUUUUACAUUUGUGUGGGUGCGGCUGAGGGGAAGUUUGUCCCCCAAAGGGCAUGCAGUCCCAUCCAAAUGCUUGCUGUCACUAUGGGGAACUUCUUUUUUCCUCUGGUUUCUGUCAUGAAUGGGCUAUUUGAUUUAGAUCAAAACUGAACUGCCUCCAGUUGCCUCAGUCUUGAUGUCAAAUGUACCCAGAUUCAAGGAAAAAAGAUGGGCAAUAGCCUGAUCUUUAAUCCUCUAAAAUAAAGCAAGUAAACAGACAGCAUAUAAAUAGUUAAACCAGGCCAACUGGGCCAUCUGUAUCCAAAGGGAGUGGAAAACAAAAUGACACAUCCCACAAUAGGUUUGCACAACUCCAUUUGAAGGGAACAACUGCACUAUUUAAAGCGUGACUUGUCUGCAAGCGAGAACUAUAUUAAAGUGAUCACCCUCUCAGGAAUGUCCUGGGUUACUUUACAGUUCUAGCUGGGCUUCUCAAAGCCAUGUAGGAGAUUUGGCUACUCAAUUCCCAUUGAAAAGUUCAGCUUUUGGAUCAUUUUUGUAGUACUGUAUGUAAAUAUCACUCGUGGCUUUGUUUUGGAGUGUUGUGUACAGUAAUAGCAAAAUAAUCAUAAAAUAUUAAUAAGGAAUCUUGCAUUCUUAGAUUUUUUUUAUUGGGGAAUUGUAUAGACAUCCAUUAGUCCAGGAAAUUCAUGGAAUUCUUGAAAAGUCUGGCCAGUGUUACUGUUCCACUAAGAAAUGCAAGCUAGCUAGUAUACUGCAUGGGUUUGAUAUUUUAUAGUCAAAUAUCCUUGUUCAUAUCUUCCAAUGAUAACAUUUAUCAUGUAUAUGUCAUGUGAGCUAAAGGAAAGUUGUUAUAAAGUAAAAACAUUAAACAAAGUUGUUAAUUCAAAUUAAAUUUUAAGAAUUUAAAGAAUCUGUGUGUUGGGAGGACUAUAAUGUUAUGUUUUUUCAUGUAUUUUAUGCUUUGCAAUGAAGUCAAGAAGUGCCCUACAAUGUGUUAUGUUGCCCCCUAGUGGCUGCUGCCUCCAGGGGGCUAUACUAUACCAUACAAGGGUGAAUGUUUUGAGUGGGACAACUAGUUAUCACAAGUUAUUUUAAUGUCAUUAUUUUUGUUUCAGAUGUAUUUACAGUAUUGCUUGUUAAUCUGUUCACCAGUCUUAAAUUAAACAUGAAAUACU
Molecule: messenger RNA, 8562 nt
Organism: Caretta caretta (loggerhead turtle)
Lineage: Eukaryota; Metazoa; Chordata; Testudines; Cheloniidae
Gene: CARD19
Product: caspase recruitment domain family member 19
Biological process (GO): regulation of apoptotic process
Cellular component (GO): mitochondrion
Source: RefSeq, a predicted model, not a curated record